UCAUGUGCAUACUUGUGUCUAUCCAAUAGAACUGUUCACACUGGCUCCACCCUACAGCUCUGUAUUUAGGAUAAAACUAAGCAGAAGAGACACAUGCUCAACUAUCUCUACAUGCGACAACAUGGCAUCCAGACCCUCUCUGACUGAAGAUGAUUUCUCCUGUCCUGUGUGCUAUGACAUCUUCAGUGAACCUUUACUCCUGUCCUGCUCCCACAGCAUCUGUAAAAGCUGCCUGCACACUUUCUGGCAGCAGCGAGGAGCUCAAGAGUGUCCCAUCUGCAGGACCGUGUCCUCCACCCCUGAGCCUCCAUUGAACAUCGUGCUGCACAACAUGUGCGAGGCGGUAAUGAAGGAGCGGAACCGGAGGAUGUCAGUGGAAAUGGAGGGGCUCUGCAGUAUACACCAUGAAGUUCUUACCCUGUUCUGUGUAAAGGAUCAGAGGCCUCUCUGCACCAAGUGCAAGGACUCCAGAUUACACAGCAGGCACACUGUCUGCUCCAUACGGGAAGCAUCACAAGACCUCAAGCAUGUACUCCAGAUGAAACUGAAGCCCUUACAUGAGAAGAUUAGAAUCUAUACGGACUUCAGACAAUCCUGUCUUAAUACUGGAGAGCACAUUAAGAAACAAAGCAAAAACACAGAGACAAUGAUCAGGAGGGAAUUUGAAAAGCUUCACCAGUUUCUCUGGGAUGAAGAGGAGGCCAGAAUAACUGCACUGAAAGAGGAAGAGGAGCAGAGAAGUCAGACAAUGAAGAAAAAGAUUGACAAGAUCACAAUUCAAAUAUCUAGUGUAUUGGAUACCAUCAAUGCAGUUGAGAAACAGAUACAAGGAGAAGAUUUGUCAUUUUUACUGAACUACAGUGCUUCACUUGAAAGAACUCAAGCCAAACUAGAAAAUCCAGAGAAAUUAUCUGGAGUUCUGAUCAAUGUGGCAAAGCAUCUGAGCAACCUGAGCUUCCAAGUGUCAAAGAAGAUGCACGGCUUUGUACAAUACACCCCUGUUUCACUAGACCCUAACACUGCCCACGCUGGCCUCAUAGUGUCUGAUGAUCUGAUCACGGUGGCGUAUAAAGGCGAGCUUCAGCAGCUUCCUGAUAACUCAGAGAGGUUUGAGGGUUAUGUGAGCGUCAUAGGCUCUGAGGGCUUUAAUUCAGGCACACACUGCUGGGAUGUUGAGGUUGGAGACAACACAGCCUGGGCCGUGGGAAUCAUCUCAGAGUCUGUGUGUAAGCAGAGAGAGAACCACUCACGGUUUGGUAUAUGGUAUAUAGGUUUCUCUAACGGCAAAUAUGGUAAAGGAUAUGCACCUGAGUUCGUGACCCCUCUGCGGGUUAACAAGACAAUCCAGAGAAUAAGGGUUCAAGUGGACUUUGACAAAGGCAAAGUGAUCUUUACUGACUCAGCCCGUAACAUCUGUCUGCACAUCUUCAAACAAUCUUUUAGGGAGAGGAUUUUCCCUUACUUUUACAGCCACUGCAAACUCCAUCCUCUGAGAAUAUUACCAGCAAAAUCUUCAAUGCCCAUUCAGAUACACAGUUAGAUAAUACCAGACACCAAAGCUGUGUCUCUUUAAAUGGUAUCUUAUUAUGUACAUUGCAGAUGAACAGACUAUUCCCUACCAAAAAAAAGCCAAAUGUGUGUGUAUUAU
This is a messenger RNA of Ictalurus furcatus (blue catfish), 1648 nucleotides long. RefSeq names its product E3 ubiquitin-protein ligase TRIM35-like. The transcript is spliced from 6 exons. Lineage: Eukaryota; Metazoa; Chordata; Actinopteri; Siluriformes; Ictaluridae. The record is from RefSeq and is a predicted model, not a curated record. Bases 122 to 1540 code for a protein of 472 amino acids. Gene Ontology annotation, molecular function: zinc ion binding; protein binding.